Lolium perenne is the source of this 531-nucleotide messenger RNA. The record is from RefSeq and is a predicted model, not a curated record. Lineage: Eukaryota; Viridiplantae; Streptophyta; Magnoliopsida; Poales; Poaceae.
AUGCCGAGCUGGCACGACGGGUCGACGAGCUCAGAGAGGCUCCCUGAGUUCAAUGACAUCGACUAUGCUCCUGAUACUACUGAGGAACCUACAUUUCACGGAUUGGCCGUGGGAUCUGGUGAACGAUGCCGUGUCCACAACCUUGAGCCGGUGAGAUGUGUUGCCUUUGAAGGGCCGAACACUGGUCGUCGUUUCUACCUCUGCUCCAUUGAAAAUCAUGUUCUGAACUGUGGCUUCCAUGCAUGGGUAGAUAGUGAGUGGCCUGAGCCACUACAAAAUGCUUUGAAGAAACUAUGGGGAAUGUACUACUCUAGCAAUUCAGGUAGAAUUGAUGACAAGGUAGAGCAUGCCAGAUUUGUUGAGGAGCUUGCUGCAGAGAAAAACAAGAUUGAGAAGAAGUAUGCAAGCCUGCUAGUUGAUGUGAAGAAAUUUGCAGAAGAGACUGAAAAAAGAGUGGUGGAGAGAAAUUACAAGUUGAUAACUUCAGGAGCUGCUGAUGAAAUUAAUGAGCUAAAGAAGGAGGUUGCUUGA